GAAUAUUAACCAAAGCCCAGCUCCUCAAAACAGGCUUGAACCAGCUUCACCGCCUGACGCGCGUUCCUCUGUGUUGAGUGAGAAUCGUGGUUUUAACUUUGUGAAACUUAGACUUGCCGAGUGCCACCUCUGUUCUUUCUCAUUGUUUGCUUGGGUCGCAUCACUGGGCGUAUCUUUACCCCACAGCCUCUUUCCAGGAGUUUCUGAGUGCUCUCUUGUUGUGAAGGUUAACUUAGUGAAAACUGGGUAAUCGUUUUAUCCUCUGGACCAGGCUCGCUGGAGUGCAGUCCUUUGCAGUAUGUCGACAGCAAACAAGUAAAGGGAGCCUUACUUGUUGGGAAGGUCCUGCCCUGACGUCGGAGCACGUUCACAUCUUACAAGACAAUUGACCUGAUAAACAUGCCUGACAAGGAAGCCGGUAUUAGUCUUCCUUGAGAUUUGUCUAAUCUGGUGGCAUGACCCCCUCCCUGCCCCCAAAUACAGACAGUGUGGGAAGGGAGACUGGAGAGACCGAGGGCGCUGCACCCAACAGAAGGGGCGGGUCCAUGUGAGUGACCAGGAGUCCUCUUUGGGAUGCUAGGGAGUGCACCUGCAGUCUUCCGGGAGCUGGGAGCCAGAAGUGGGGACAACAGGUCAUAGAGAGCCAUGUUUUUAUUACGCAGGAGAGAGGGCUCAGGGUAAUCGCAACCAGGAUAAGAGCUGGUCUCAGGAAAAGACAUGGUGCCGGUUCUCACAAGGCCUGUAUGAUGUGAUCCAAAGAAAAUGUUAAGAAAAGUCAUAAGGAAGAGAAGACACACUGUCCUAUACUGUAUUUGUGACCCCCCAAGUUUACAUCAUCAUUUACAAGAUGAAUUGUCCAUCUGUCAGCACCCAAGUCAGUGUUGGCUUACGUGACACAAAACACUGUAGAUGUUACCCACAUAGUGCAAACCACUGUUUGUCAAGAGUCAACUAUUCUUACAAAGCAAGAAUCAGCAGCCCAGUUCAGCUGUCGGUGACAGUUCCACUCCUGAGACAUCCAGAUUGGCAUUUCAAUCCUUUUCAGAAACAUCAGUUACAUUUCCAACUCGGGGUGCAAACAAAUAUCUUGUCUUAACCACUUUACUGCUGGGAAAAGUCAGGCCCAGCCUGCUAAGCUAAGGUGACCUCCGGCGCAGCAGCGGGUAGGGGCUACCAUGUUCUGAAUACCCGAAAAAUUGUGACUUACCACACCUGAGCCCUUUGUCCCAAGGCCCUGCGUCACCCAGGUGGACCCACCUGUUAUGUUCAGGCGCAGCCCUCUCUGUCCCCUGCACCUCACUUCCCACACUCCAUCUUUGUGAGAGAGAGGUAUCUCACCUGAUGGGACUAAUCUAAAGCAGGGCAGGCCCAGUCUGUGCUGUCCCCACUGCUGUCCGGCAUACAGUGGUGCCUGAUGCCCAGGGCAAGAGGGCAGGAGGAGCACUGGGACUCUCCGAACUCCCAGAGGAGACGUGGACAGACGGGGACAGCUCAGCGGGCUGCACCUCAGGGGCCAACCUGCCUCUUCCCUGUGCCCCGGUUGGACUUGGAGUGUAGAUGGUCAAGGCAGCUCGUGCUGUCCGGGACGGGAAGGGCUUUGGGUGUAGUGCUGUUGGGCUGAGCUGCGUUUCCGUGAGUCAUCACCACAAGAGUUGAUGUCCUGGGUCCUAGGGGUUGUCCCCGAAGAACGACUUCCUGCCAGAAACCCCACCUAUCACCUGGUAUUAAAUGGCAAACACUGUUCCUUUGUAGACAUGGCCCUGUCUAACCCACCUGGCCGCGGUGGCACCUUGCUACCACCACCUGGUGCCACCCAGCCAGGCCCGGGGCUUCACACUCCUGGCAUCUGACGUUCCAGGGACAGAUGUGCCUGGAGCAUCUCACUGGAGCAGACGCUCUUCCAGGGGCUGGACGGGGCGGUGAACAGGACGGACAGCGCUGCCCUCGGAGCUUGUGUUCCAGUGGAGGGCAGUAAGGAUUUUUCUGAACUAUUUAUGAUGAACUGGGCUGACUGUUUACAUAGAAGAGAAGAUUCCAUCAGCUUCAAGAUUUUCCACCAUCAUGUCAAUUACCACCUUCUGUGGGUUGACCAGAUGCACGGAUGGUUCCUAAAGGUUCCUGUGGUCCUCAUGAGGGCAAAGCAGACCCUUCACAACCCACGCUCCCUGCUGUGGGGCUGUACUGGAGCUUCAGGGGUGAGGGUGAGGCACUGCUCCGGGGGCAGGCCCAGAUGGACGUGCCUGCGAAACCUGCUCGUCUGCUGCUGCUCAGCCGCGACUGUGGCUGGCCAUCCGUCGUUUCUCGAGGACGAGGGAGACGAGUGCACGGAGCCUGUCCUGAGGAGAGCAGUCUUUGGUGCCUGAACUUUGAGUUUGGUGCAAGUCACGUGGCUUGAAACAGAUAUGAGUUCAUCUUAGCACUGGUUCUGGGGCUUUUCCCACCGGCCCCGCCCUGCCCAGCGGCUGGCAGCACACCUGGCCUCGAGGGGGACUCGGAUCCCAUCCCACUGCGAGGAGUUCCUGCACAGGCGCACGUGAGCAGCCUCGCGUUUUUAGCACACAGACCCCUUCCAGAGGUAUUCGACUCUGGCCGGUCCAUCCUGUCAUUCCAAGGGAAGAGAACCCGAUCCCAGGACUUCAUGGGCCUGACAGGCUCCCACCUGUGCCCAAGUGGAUGCACAGGGACAGUCACUGGGGCACCAAGAGUGCUGGAGAAAAGGUGCUCAGGCCCCGUCAUGGCGGAGCUGUGCCGCACGGACUCCUCGCUGGCGGCCCUGGACGAGGAGGUGCUGUGGGAGAUGCUGGAGGACCACCGCUGCAGGAUUGUGCGCAGCAUCUGCCCCAGCCGCCUCACCCCCUACCUGCGCCAGGCGAAGGUGCUGGGCCAGCUGGACGAGGAGGAGGUGCUGCAUGGCCCCAGGUUCACCAACACGGCCAUGAGAGUCGGACAUUUGCUGGAUUUGCUGAAGACUCGAGGGAAGAACGGGGCGCUUGCCCUCCUGGAGAGCCUGAAGUUCCACAACCCUGACGUCUACACCCUGGUCACCGGGCUGCAGCCCGCCGUGGACUUCAGCAGCUUCAGUGGGCUCAUGGAGACGUCCAAGCUGACCGAGUGCCUGGCGGGGGCCAUCAGCAGCCUGCAGGAAGAGCUGAGCCAGGAGAAGGGGCAGAAGGAGGCGCUGCUGCAACAGAGCCGGCGCCUGCAGGAGCGCCUGGAGCAGGCGGAGGCCCGCGAGCGGAGCCUGCGCCAGCUGGAGGCCGAGCACGGCCGCAUGCAGCGCGAGGUCAGCGCCCGCUUCCACGAGGUGCUGAAGCUGAAGGACGAGAUGCUGGGCCUCUCGCUGCACUACAGCAACGCGCUGCAGGAGAAGGAGCUGGCCACCACGCGCUGCCGCAGCCUGCAGGAGGAGCUGUAUCUGGUGAAGCAAGAGCUGCAGCGGGAGAAGAUGUCUUCUUCCUGUGAGCGGGAGUCUCGAGAGCGGUCGCUGAAGAUGGCGAGCGGCCUGGAGCCUGAAGACGAGGAGCUGAGCCGCCUGAAGGAGGAGAAUGAGAGACUCCGCUCCCUGACGUUCAGCCUGGCGGAGAAGGACAUUCUGGAGCAGAACCUGGACGAGGCCCUGGAGACCAGGCAGGAGCUGGUGGACCGCAUUCACUCUCUGCGGGAGCGGGCCGUGGCCGCUGAGAGACAGCGCAAGCAGUACUGGGAGGAGAAGGAGCAGACCCUGCUCCAGUUCCAGAAGACGCAGGCGGACUGUGAGAUCUACAAGGAGAGGCUGGGCGCCCUGCAGAGCCACGUGGUCGAGCUGCAGAAGGAGCGGGACCAGGCCUACUCAGCAAGGGACGGAGCCCAGGUGGAGAUUUCUCAGAGCCUGACGGAGAAGGACGCCCUCCGUAGGAAGGUGUUUGAGCUGACAGACCAGGUCUGCCGGCUGCGCCAGCAGCUGCAGGCCAAGUUGCUGCCGCCCGGGCCCAAGGAGGAGGCGGGGCCCAGGGAGCCCUGUCCGAAGGGGAAGCAGCGGCUGACGCGCACGUUUGCCCUCUGCCCGCGGGACGACGGCAGCCCCUCUGAGUCUCAGCUCUGCUCCGACCUGAGCGCCACGUCCAGCCGCGAGCUGGUGGACAGCUUCCGCUCCAGUAGCCCCGUGCCUCCCAGCCAGCAGUCCCUAUACAAGCGGGCCGCGGAGGACUUCCGGGAAGACCCCUGGUCUUUCAGUAGCUGCCCGGAAAUCCUGGAGGUAGACCAGGGGAGCUGCCUGGGUGCCAAGGUGGACGACGCCGACCUGGACUAUGAGAUUGUAGACCAGGCAGACCUUCCAGAGUCUGAGAACAGCCUGCAGCCGUCCUCUGGGGACCCCUGCCUCUCCACCAGCAGCAUCCCGGUGCGGCGGAGGCCGGCCCUCAAGAUCCUGAGCCAGGUCACGGUGCUGGCUUUCCAGGGGGAUGCGCUGCUGGAGCAGAUAAGCGUCAUUGGUGGGAACCUCACGGGCAUCUUCAUUCACCGGGUCACACCGGGCUCCGCGGCCGACCAGAUGGCCUUGCGCCCUGGCACGCAGAUCACGAUGGUGGAAACGGAGCCCUUGUCCAAGGCCGUCCUGGAGGGCAUGACUCUGGAGCGAGCCGUCAGACUUCUCCAGAGGGUGAACGGCUUCUGCUGCCUGUCUGUGAAGGUCAACGUGGAAGGUUAUAAGAAGCUGGUCCAGGACAUGGAAGCCAAAGUGGCCACGUCAGGGGACUCCUUCUACAUCCGGGUCAACCUGGCCAUGGAGGGGCGGGCAGAGGGGGAGCUGCAGGUGCACUGCAACGACGUCCUGCACAUCACAGACACGCUGUUCCAGGGGGGCAGCUGCUGGCAUGCCCACCGCGUCAGCCCCCAAUGCACCAAGGGCACCGAACACGGCGCUGUCCCCAACUACACGAGGGCCCAGCAGCUGCUCAUCGGCCUCAUCCAGGACAUGGCUCAUCAGAGCACCGUCGCCCGCAAGCAGCCUUCUGGGGGAGCCCGAAAGUUGGUCCGCAUCGUCAGUGUGGACCGAACCAAGGCCAGCCCUCUGUGGUCAUCCUUUGAUGGGGGCCAGUUGGACCCAAGCUGGGCAGAAGAGCCCCCCACCAUGGGCUUCUGGGCCGAGAGCUGCUUCACCCUGGUGCCCUACACCCUGGUGCACCCCCGCCGGCCCAGCCAGGCCCGGCCCGUGCUCUUCGUGCCCGGGGUAGUCGGGAAGAUCCUGAUCAAGAAGCUGUGCCUCCUCCACGGGUUUAAGAGAUGCCUAGCAGAGUACCUGAGCCAGGAGGAGUAUGACACCUCCUGCCAGAGAGGGGACAUCAUCCAGGAGAGGGAGGCACCCGGUGGCCACUACUGUGUGACCCGCAGAGCAGUCGAGUCCCUCAUGGAAAAGAACACCCACGCCCUCCUGGAUGUCCGGCUGGACAGCAUCUGUGUCCUGCACAAGAUGGAAGUCUUCCCCAUCAUCAUCCACGUCUCCAUCAACGAGAAGGUGGCAAAGAAAUUCAAGAAGGCCCUGCAGCGGCUUGGCACCACGGAGGACCAGCUCCUGGAGGCCGCCAGGCAGGAGGAGGGUGAGCUGGACAAAGCGCCCUGUCUGUACAGCAGCCUGGCCCCCGACAGCUGGAGCGACCUGGAUGCCCUGCUUGGCUGUGUCCGCCUGGCCAUCGCAGACGAGCAGAAGACGGUUGUGUGGACAGAGCAGAGCCCCCACUGAUGCCCCCCGAGGCAUAAAUAAAUUUAGAAAAUGAA
Molecule: messenger RNA, 5751 nt
Organism: Camelus dromedarius (Arabian camel)
Lineage: Eukaryota; Metazoa; Chordata; Mammalia; Artiodactyla; Camelidae
Gene: CARD14
Product: caspase recruitment domain family member 14
Exons: 24
Coding region: 2639-5716 (1025 amino acids)
Biological process (GO): regulation of apoptotic process; negative regulation of hippo signaling
Cellular component (GO): cytoplasm; plasma membrane
Molecular function (GO): CARD domain binding
Source: RefSeq, a predicted model, not a curated record